AUCACAACAAACAAAAACAAAAACAAAAACAUUUAACAUCAUGAACCAAUUCGAAGUACUUCAAGACGACAGAAGCUCCGACCGUCUGAGAGACAUUGUUGAAGACAAAGCUUCUCACUCUCACAGUAGAGUGAAUGACACUGCCAAGGAUACUAAGGACAAGGCAUGGGAUAUCUCUCAAAAUGCUGCUCAACAAACUAAGGAUUCUGCCAACGCCGCUGGAUCCAAGGUUCAAGAGCAAACUGAGAAUGCCAAGGACCAAGCUGCUGACGCUUAUGACAAUGCUAAGCAAACGGCCCAAAAACACUCUCAAAAUGCCUAUGAUGCCGCUGCUGAUACUUAUGACAGUGCCAAGCAAAAGGCUCAAGAAACUACUGAGAAUGCUCAAUCCAAGGCCCAAGACACCUACGACAGUGCCAAACAAAAGGCCCUGGACACCUAUGACAAUGCUGCCGAAUCUUAUGAAAACAAUAAACAAGCAGCUCUGGAAUCUGCUCUGAGUGCUUAUGAUAAGGCUGCUGAAUCUGCUCUGAACGCUUAUGACAACGCUGCCGAAACUGCCCUGAAUGCAUAUGACAAGACUGCCGAAACUUCCCAGAAUCUUACUGAAGGAAUCAAGAAUGUUGCUCAAUCCGUGUAUGAUAGCGGAAGAGAGGCUUUGAAGAAUGCUGGUGAUUACCUUUAUGACACUGCUGGUCAAGCCAGAGAUACUUCUGACAAGGCUUACGACAAUGCUUAUGAUAAAACUGCUGGUUUCGCGGAAGAUGCUCAGAAAAAGACUCAAGAUGCUAGUGAUACCGUGAAAGGUUCUGUUAACGGAGCCAGAGAUGCUGUGUAUGAACAUACAGACUACAAGAAGCCUGAUAAUGCUUGUUAGAUAUGAGUCUUUAGUUGUUGCCUCUUUUUUUUUUUUUUUAAUUCUAUUUGAAUUUUAAUGAAAACAAAAAAAAAUCUACUCUACUCUAUGAAUAGUUAGAAAUAUGAAUAUAUGAUGGCCAUC
This is a messenger RNA of Spathaspora passalidarum NRRL Y-27907, 1000 nucleotides long. RefSeq lists its product as uncharacterized. Bases 41 to 877 code for a protein of 278 amino acids. NCBI's taxonomy places the organism in Eukaryota, Fungi, Ascomycota, Pichiomycetes, Serinales, Debaryomycetaceae. The transcript has a single exon. The record is from RefSeq and is a predicted model, not a curated record.